ACCAAUUGCUGCUUUGAAGUGGUGUCGUCACAUAUUUUUGGGAAAUGUAGUUCGCGGGAUCCAUAUAAAUAAUGGAGAGAUCCAAUUUGACUUCCUCUUUAUCGUACUGGCCUGUGGAAGACAGGCACUUUGAUCCACCAUGCCCGUUGCCAGGAGUUGGGUUUGUCGCAAGACAUACGUCACCCCCCGCCGCCCCUUCGAGAAGUCUCGUCUUGACCAGGAGCUUAAACUUAUCGGGGAGUAUGGUCUGAGGAACAAGCGUGAGGUGUGGAGGGUGAAGUUCACCCUGGCCAAGAUUCGCAAGGCUGCCAGAGAGCUGCUCACUCUGGAUGAGAAGGACCCCAAGCGUCUUUUUGAAGGUAACGCCCUGCUCAGGCGUCUGGUGAGAAUCGGUGUGCUGGAUGAGGGCAAGAUGAAGCUCGAUUACAUCCUGGGCCUGAAGGUGGAGGACUUCUUGGAGAGGAGGCUCCAGACGCAGGUCUUCAAGCUGGGCCUUGCUAAGAGCAUCCACCACGCCCGCGUUCUCAUCCGCCAGAGGCACAUCCGUGUGCGCAAGCAGGUGGUCAACAUCCCCUCCUUCGUGGUGCGCCUGGACAGCCAGAAGCACAUUGACUUCUCCCUGCGUUCACCAUACGGUGGCGGACGCCCCGGCCGAGUCAAGAGAAAGAAUGCCAAGAAGGGCCAGGGUGGUGCUGGGGGAGCUGAUGAGGAAGAGGAGGAUUAAAAUGGAGGCUGACUGGGUGUGUUCGUGUCUGGCACUUCCUGUUUUUCAAUAAUAAAAACAUUAUUUGACCACAAA
Oncorhynchus mykiss (rainbow trout) is the source of this 799-nucleotide messenger RNA. It is a transcript of the gene rps9, whose product is annotated as ribosomal protein S9. Gene Ontology annotation, cellular component: cytosolic small ribosomal subunit. Lineage: Eukaryota; Metazoa; Chordata; Actinopteri; Salmoniformes; Salmonidae. The record is from RefSeq and is a predicted model, not a curated record. Gene Ontology annotation, biological process: translation; ribosomal small subunit biogenesis. Gene Ontology annotation, molecular function: rRNA binding; structural constituent of ribosome.